AUGGCAUGGAGUGUUCAACAGUAUGUAGUAAAUUAUCGUGACAAGCAAGCAAAGAACAGGCAUCCACAUCGCGCUCAGCUUUCAUACACGGACACUAUUCCCACACUCUAUAUUGUGCGACAAGUUUUCAAGUUCCUAUGGCUAUGGGCUGGCCUUGAGAUACCCAUGGUCCUUAUACGACCGCAUUCUCGAUGUCAUGGAUUCUACAAAUAUCUGCGUUCAGACUUAAUUGUUCUUUCCAAGUACUAUCUCACAGGAAGAUCGCUUUACAUUCCAAGUAUUACAUUAUUCAGUUGUGCGGUAUUUGCGACCUCCCAAAUAACUCCCCAAAAAUUUCGACUUCAGAUCAUCGAGGUGCAUGGCGACUUCUGUCGGUCGAUGAAUGCUUGCCUUGUAUUUGCAUCAAAUUCGUGCUGCCAAAACUUGAGAGUUAGUGUUCGGACAGUGCAGGCGUUGAGAUUGUUCGACAUGCCACAGCGAACCAUUACUGUCAUCUUCCAUGUGAAUACGGAUGAUUGCAUGGUUAUCUUGCUCCAUUAUGACAUCUUUUGCCAAGUGUUUUUGUUUGAAUUGAAUCGUCUUCUCGUCGCCUGUCAAUCCCUGCAUCUCCUCAAAGCCGCACCAAUGCGAAAUGUGGUAUCAUCUCCACUCAUGCAUAGCACCCAACGCGACUGCAAUACACAGUCCAAAAGCCUCCCGUAA
Molecule: messenger RNA, 702 nt
Organism: Plenodomus lingam JN3
Lineage: Eukaryota; Fungi; Ascomycota; Dothideomycetes; Pleosporales; Leptosphaeriaceae
Source: RefSeq, a predicted model, not a curated record